Drosophila subobscura is the source of this 2119-nucleotide messenger RNA. RefSeq names its product sensory neuron membrane protein 1 (gene Snmp1). The record is from RefSeq and is a predicted model, not a curated record. The transcript has 7 exons. Bases 185 to 1861 code for a protein of 558 amino acids. Lineage: Eukaryota; Metazoa; Arthropoda; Insecta; Diptera; Drosophilidae. Gene Ontology annotation, molecular function: scavenger receptor activity. Gene Ontology annotation, cellular component: membrane; cytoplasm.
UGUGAACGUCUCAAGCGGUUAUCUGCCGGGAAGGGCCCUCGAGAACAGAUUCAAAAAUCGUUUUAUAUCUCAUAAAAGUGCAGAUAGUGCAUUAGGAGUUCCCAAAGGCAGUGGUAGAUAGAAAAGUAUUUCGAACAGAUAGAAGACAGUUUUCAAAGAAGCAAUUUCUAAGUACAUUUCUAAGAUGAAACUUAAUCGCAUGAAGCUGCUCUUUGGCUCCGCGGGCACCCUCGUCUUUGCCAUUCUCUUUGGCUGGGUUAUGUUCCCGAAGAUACUCAAGUUAAUGAUCUCAAAGCAAGUAACUCUAAAGGUGGGCACGGAUGUCAGGGAACUCUGGUCAAAUACUCCCUUCCCCCUUCACUUUUAUUUCUACGUUUUCAAUGUCACCAAUCCGGAUGAGGUAUCCGAAGGAGCUCGUCCGCGCCUCCAGGAAGUGGGUCCCUUUGUUUUCGACGAAUGGAAGGACAAGAUUGAUCUGGUGGAUGAUGCUGUAGAGGAUUCGGUGACCUUUACCAUGAGGAAUACUUUUAUUUUCAAUGUGGAGGCAUCGUAUCCACUGACCGGAGAAGAAACAAUCACCCUGCCACAUCCAAUUAUGCAGCCUGGUGGCAUCACAGUGCAGCGCGAGCGUGCAGCCAUGAUGGAGCUGAUAGCCAAGGCAAUGUCUCUGGUGUUUCCUGGGGCCAAGGCCUUCCUCUCCGCCAGGUUUAUGGAUCUGUUCUUUCGUGGCAUCGAUGUGGACUGCUCAUCGGAUGAGUUUGCUGCCAAGGCCCUGUGCACAGUGUUCUACACUGGCGAGGUGAAGCAAGCGAAGCAGGUCAACCAGACUCACUUUUUAUUCUCAUUUAUGGGGCAAGCCAAUCAUUCGGAUGCUGGACGCUUUACUGUAUGCCGUGGCGUGAAAAACAAUAAGAAGCUGGGAAAGGUCAUACGAUUCGCAGGGGAAGCCGAGAUGGAUGUGUGGCCGGGGGAUGAGUGCAACCAAUUUCAGGGCACUGACUCCACCGUGUUUCCCCCUGGUCUCCGCAAGGAUGAGGGCCUGUGGGCCUUCACACCCGAUCUGUGCCGGUCGUUGGGGGCCACCUAUGUGAGGAAAUCCUCGUAUCAUGGCAUGCCAUCCACCAGAUACACUCUGGACUUGGGGGACAUGCGCUCGGAGGAGAAGCUGCAUUGCUUCUGCGAUGAUCCCGAGGACCUGGACACGUGUCCGCCCCGGGGCACCAUGAAUCUGGCACCCUGUGUGGGCGGUCCUCUCUUGGCCUCCAUGCCGCACUUUUACAAUGCGGACUCAAAACUUGUGGCCGCCGUUGAUGGCCUUAAUCCAAAUGAGAAGGAUCAUGCAGUUUACAUAGAUUUUGAGCUGAUGUCUGGCACGCCCUUUCAGGCGGCCAAGCGUCUUCAAUUUAAUCUCGACAUGGAGCCCGUGGAGGGCAUUGAGGCACUGAAGAAUCUCCCGAAGCUCAUCCUCCCGCUCUUCUGGAUCGAAGAGGGCGUGCACCUGAACAAGACAUACACGAAUAUGGUCAAAUACACGCUGUUCCUUGGCUUAAAAUUCAACUCUGGCCUGCGUUGGACUCUCAUCACCCUCUCCCUGGUGGGCCUGAUGUCCGCUGCAUAUCUUUUUUAUCAGAACUCCGAUAGCCUGGACAUUACUUUGCCACCGAAGAUCCUCAAGGAAGUCAACAAAGUGGCCGAUGCGGCCUUGAAUUCAAAGCCCUUGGCUCCAAAGGCCCCUAUCAUGCCGCAGGCGACUAUUCCAGGCACCAAUCCUACCGCCCAGCCUCCCACAGGCAUUCCUCCAUCUGUUCCAGGCAUUUCCCCACUGCCAAAUCUCAAAAUGGAGCAACGAGAGCGCUUCUAGAGCCAAGAAAGAGAAAAGGGGAAGGAUCUAUGCGAUCUCUAGGAUCCACUGUUCCUUCUACACAUCACCCACUACCCACUACCCACUGUAGUUUCUUAGCAGGGAAGCACGUAGAAGCAAUCCAAAUGCCAAUAAAAUGCUACAGCAAAUCUGAGAGAUUUCUGAUGAAAAUAAAUCAUCAAGUGAGCAGCGAAAAGCCACUGAAAUGUCCAAGAAAAUUAAUUAUAAUAUUUAUUGAAAUAAAGCUGGUAUCUGGCA